Messenger RNA from Cucurbitaria berberidis CBS 394.84, 1503 nucleotides. RefSeq names its product ATP-dependent RNA helicase-like protein dbp5. The record is from RefSeq and is a predicted model, not a curated record. Gene Ontology annotation, cellular component: cytoplasmic stress granule; nucleus. Gene Ontology annotation, biological process: poly(A)+ mRNA export from nucleus. The transcript is spliced from 4 exons. Gene Ontology annotation, molecular function: RNA helicase activity; RNA binding; ATP binding. The coding region runs from base 1 to 1503 and encodes 500 amino acids. NCBI's taxonomy places the organism in Eukaryota, Fungi, Ascomycota, Dothideomycetes, Pleosporales, Cucurbitariaceae.
AUGUCGUCAACGGAGGAGACUCCUGCAAAGGAGAUUCCCACAAAGGAGACUCCCACGAAGGAGACUUCCACGAACGAAACACCCACAAAUGAAACACCUACGAAUGAGGCACCCGCGCAGGAAACGGUCGCAGAAGACUCGCUGGCGCAAGCACAGGUCGAUGGUAGUGGACCGCCAGGAAACGGCUCCGAUCUCGCAGACACCGAGUUCAAUGUCGAGGUCAAGCUCGCCGACUUGCAGGCAGACCCCAACAACCCUCUAUUCUCCGCCAAGUCAUUUGAGGAGCUCCAACUCUCCGAUGAACUUAUCAAGGGAAUCCGUCACAUGAACUUUCGCAAGCCGUCCAAGAUCCAGGAGAAGGCCCUGCCUCUACUUCUGAUAGAUCCGCCCACCAACAUGAUUGCUCAGUCACAGUCGGGAACCGGCAAGACUGCAGCCUUCUCCCUCAACAUGCUCUCCCGCGUCGACCUUUCAAAUCCAGAGCCUCAAGCACUGGCACUCGCACCGAGCCGAGAGCUCGCCCGACAGAUCUUAGGUGUCAUUACACAUAUGGGCCAAUUCAUGGACGGCCUGAAGACAAUGGCUGCAAUCCCAGAUCCAUCCAGGAGGGGACAACAAUUCAAUGCCCAAAUUCUCGUCGGCACACCGGGAACAGUUCAAGAUAUGCUUAAGCGGCGUUUGAUCAACCCAAAGCACAUCAAGAUUCUCGUGUUAGACGAGGCGGAUAAUAUGCUGGACCAACAGGGCCUAGGCGACCAGUGCACUCGUGUCAAAUCCCUCCUUAACAGGGACGUUCAGACCGUGCUCUUCUCGGCCACGUUCCCCCCCAACGUCAUUGCCUAUGCCAACAAGUUCGCACCGAAGGCGAACGUGCUGACUCUGGCGCACGAGGAGCUGACCAUCGAGGGAAUCAAGCAACUGUACAUCGACAUCGACAAGGACAACGACAAAUACGCAACGCUGCUCAAGUUCUACGGGCUCAUGACACAAGCAUCAUCGAUCAUCUUCGUCAGGACGCGUAGAACCGCUGAGGAGCUCGAGCGUCGCAUGAUCGCGGAAGGUCACAAAGUCGCGCAGCUUAGCGGUGCGCUGGAAGGCCCUGAGCGUGACCGAAUCAUCGACCAGUUCCGCUCGGGAGAAGCCAAGGUACUCAUUACGACAAAUGUUCUUGCCCGUGGUAUCGAUGUGCAGUCAGUGACCAUGGUCAUCAACUACGAUGUCCCAACUAUGGCAGACGGUCGCCAGGCAGACCCCGAGACCUACCUCCACCGCAUUGGUCGUACUGGUCGCUUCGGCCGCGUCGGUGUCGCCCUCACCUUUGUCCACGACAAGCAGAGCUGGCAGCAGUUGCACGACAUUGCAAAUUACUUUAAGACAGACCUCCACCCCAUCGACACAAGCGACUGGGAUGCGGUCGAGGAUAUGAUUCAAAACAUCAUCAAGAGCUCGAGGGCGGGCAAGAGCACGCAGGAGAUGACACAGAUGAUUACAGGAGGAUCGUAA